ACACACUUAAUACAAAUUAAAGCUUAUAUUGAGCUUCUUAUUAUUCAUCUUACAACUUAUAAAAAUUAUAAUGAAUGUAAAGAUAGAAAAUAUCUGCAUGAAAUAAAUUUAGCAGAACAAGAAUGGGAUUUAUUAAAAAAUUUUAUACAAGUUCUUGGUCCAUUUGCAGAAGCUACUCAAUAUUUGGGUGACUUAUACUAUUUAACACAUAGUCUUAUGCAUCAUGUGAUUGAAAAAUUAAAAGAAAUGUUUGAACCAACAAUUAUUGAAAUGGAUGAAUUAAAUGACGAAAAUGAGGAAGAUGCAUUUGACUACGAAGAAGAAGAACAAACUGUUCAAGGCCAAAUUAAAUUAAAGAAUCCUAUUAAUACUAUGGAUUUAUUAAAUGAAGUCAAGAUAAAAAUUUAUACAACACUUUGUCACUAUUAUCCUAAUCUGACAUCUCAAGAAUUAGUAUCUGUUCUGUUAGAUCCUCAGCUUAAAUCUUUAGAUUUUGUUAAUAUUACAAACAGAUUAGCAGCUAAAGAUCUUCUUAAGAAUUUAUAUGAUAAUGAAAAAUUGUUAGACGGAUAUGAAGUUCUACAGUAUGUAUAA
Messenger RNA from Dentiscutata erythropus, 594 nucleotides. The record is from the annotation of a GenBank genome assembly. Lineage: Eukaryota; Fungi; Glomeromycota; Glomeromycetes; Diversisporales; Gigasporaceae.